UCCAUACAGUACGGGACUAUGCCUCGAUUUGGGUCCAUGUUUCGCCGCCGGCCGCGCGAUAACAAUGAGUCCCCAGAACUUCCAACGCACAAUCGCCAUUGGAGGCGCGGGCGCGCUGGCCGCGAUCGCGUCCAGGUCGAGUCAUAUACUAUGAAGAAACGCCCACCUUUCCUUGAAUGGCUCAAGAUAUCAGCGCUUGAUAUUGUCACUCUCAUAGUUAUGGCUGUUCUUUCUUACGUUUUCUUCUCUCGCGAGGCAGUCGGCCACAGGACUUUCCCAGUUACAUUCACUCAAUCAACCACCAGCUCCCCGAGCAUCUCCACACGAGGAUCUGGCGACAUUGUGUAUCCCCAAUUCGCACACCCCUAUCGCCCUCAAAUCAUCUCGUCGGAACAAGCCGGCGUCAUGGCUAUCGCCACCCCCAUAAUUGUCUUUUUGCUGGCCCAGAUCCGCAUUCGAUCUUUCUGGGAUCUCAACAAUAGCAUUUUCGGUCUCCUCUAUGCUGUCGUCGGAGGGACGCUGUUUCAAGUCAUCAUAAAAUGGCUGAUAGGUGGUCUUCGCCCCAAUUUUCUCGAUGUUUGCAAGCCCGACAUAUCGAGAGCCAGCAGGCCUGGUGGGAACUCGACUGGUCUAGAGGGGACAGGCUUCGGCGGCAUCAUGUAUACCUUUGAGAUUUGCUCCGCUCUGGACGACCAGGAGAAGCGGAGAGGUGUAUUCAACGCGCUGCAAUCCUUCCCAUCGGGCCAUACCACGACCUCGUUUGCCGGUUUUAUAUUCCUUUAUCUUUAUCUGAACGCCAAGCUCAAGGUCUUUUCCAACUACCACCCUUCGUUUUGGAAACUGGCCUUAACGUACGCGCCUGUUCUGUGCGCGACUCUCAUCGCUGGCUCCCUCACCGUCGACCAAAGUCACAACUGGCGCCAACGCUCCUGCGGAACGAGGGUGGCCGGGGCGGCGAUGGUGCUGGGGGCUUUCCUGGCGGCUCUGGUGGACCUGUUGGCGGCGAUGGUGCUGGGGGCUUUCCUGGUGGGUCCGUUGGCGGCGAUGGUGCUGGCGGCUCUGUUGGACCUGUUGGCGGCGAUGGUGCUGGCGGCUUUCCUGGUGGGUCCGUUGGCGGCGAUGGUGCUGGCGGCUUUCCUGGCGGCUCCGUUGGCGGCGAUGGUGAUAUGUAUGUUAAAGAGCGAACAAAUUUUGGUGGCGGUGGAGCCCAUGGGAAUUGUGGGGGCGGUGGUGGAUAUCAUGGCGGCGGCGGCGGUGGUCCUCCUGGUGGUGGAGGAGGCCCUCCUGGGAAUCCUGGAGGUGGAGGAGGCCCCCCUGGGAAUCCUGGAGGAGGUGGUCCUCCCGGUGGAGGUGGAGGAGGCCCUCCGGGGAAUCCUGGCGGCGGUUGCCGGCGAUCUACCUCCCCUGAUAACUCUGGUGGUGGAGGCCCUAUGGGUCCAGGAGCCGGCCCCGGGGGCCCUCCCGGAGGAGGUGGUGGUGCAGGUCCUCCCGGGGGUGGUGGUGGUGCAGGUCCGCCCGGAGGUGGUGGUGCAGGUCCUCCCGGGGGCGGUGGUGGAGGUCCUCCCGGCGGCGGCCUCGGUGGGGGUAGCUGCCGGCGAGCUACUUCCCCUGAUAUGUCUGUUAAAAAUUGAACAAGCUCUGGUGGUGGAGGCCCUAUGGGUCCAGGAGCUGGCCCCGGAGGCCCUCCCGGAGCAGGUGGUGCAGGUCCUCCCGGGGGUGGUGGUGCAGGUCCUCCCGGCGGCCUCGGUGGGGGUAGCUGCCGGCGAGCUACUUCCCCUGAUAUGUCUGUUGAAAAGCGAACAAGCUCUGGUGGUGGAGGCCCUAUGGGUCCAGGAGCUGGCCCCGGGGGCCCUCCCGGAGCAGGUGGUGCAGGUCCUCCCGGGGGUGGUGGUGCAGGUCCUCCCGGCGGCCUCGGUGCGGGUGGCUGCCGGCGAGCUAUCUUCCCUGAUGCGUGCAUCGAAAAGGGAACUUGCUAUCAACUAUGCUGCUGCACACCAGGACUGGGGCGGCGACGGAUCUCACUACCAGGCCCAAAAGGACCCAGUAGAGGCCGAGUGA
Messenger RNA from Pyricularia pennisetigena, 2058 nucleotides. RefSeq lists its product as uncharacterized. Bases 19 to 2058 code for a protein of 679 amino acids. The record is from RefSeq and is a predicted model, not a curated record. NCBI's taxonomy places the organism in Eukaryota, Fungi, Ascomycota, Sordariomycetes, Magnaporthales, Pyriculariaceae. The transcript has 5 exons. Gene Ontology annotation, molecular function: phosphatidate phosphatase activity. Gene Ontology annotation, biological process: phospholipid metabolic process.